Taeniopygia guttata (zebra finch) is the source of this 677-nucleotide messenger RNA. Lineage: Eukaryota; Metazoa; Chordata; Aves; Passeriformes; Estrildidae. The record is from RefSeq and is a predicted model, not a curated record.
UGCCCGGCGCCGCCAUGUUGGGUUCGGGCGGAAAGAGGAAGUGACGUCACGGAAAGCGGCAGGCCGGGCGGAAGUGAAGGCGGCGGGAAAGCGGAAUUUCUCCCCGUUCCGGGAUUUUUUCGGCGCCGCUCGUUGGGAAUUCAGAUCCCGGAAUUUUUUGGGAAUUUUUUGGGGAUAUUUUGGGAAUUUUUGGGAAUUCCCAUGACCAUCCACAACCUCUACAUCUUCGAGCGGGGCGGGCGCUGCCUCUUCUACAGCGAAUGGCACCGGCGGCGCGGCCCCGGCAUCCCCCAGGAGGAGGAGUUCAAGCUGAUGUUCGGGAUGCUUUUCUCGCUUCGCUCCUUCGUGGCCAAGAUGAGUCCCACGGACAUGCGGGACGGGUUCGUGGCGUUCCACACCAGCAAAUACCGGCUGCACUACCUGGAGACGCCGUCGGGGCUGCGGCUGGUGCUCAACACCGACCUGGGCGUGCCCAGCGCCCGCGAGGCGCUGCAGCACAUCUACGGAAACCUGUUCGUGGAGCUGGUGGUGAAGAACCCGCUGUGCCCGCCCCGGGCCCCGGUGCAGAGUCUCCUGUUCCGGCAGCGCCUCGACGCCUUCGUCCGCAGCCUGCCCUACUUCGGGCCCCGGAACCCCCAGAACUGACCCCAAAACCCACCCCAAAAACCCCAAAUCCU